AUUUGACGUCAAAAUUUCAGUUUGACAAAUGUCCCCCGCUGUGAAUGCUUAGUAAAAUGAGUGGUAGGCAUAAUCCGCACCCAUCAAGACGAGCCAAUCUAUCGGAUUCAACGCAGCUUCCUUCACACAGAACAGUUCAACUCUCGGUUGAACGAAACGCUGAUAGGCCCGCCUCGCUUCCUCAGGAUUUGGGAACUUAUGCCGAGUAUGCGUCCUACGGGCAUAUCAGAGUGCCAGUUGCAGGGAGAGCUUCUAACCCCGGGCCUUGCGUGUAUCCCAUCCAACAGGAAGUAUACGGCCCUCACAUAGAUUAUGAUGUAAACUGGAUGCCCAAUAAUAUCAAUUUAACCGAUAUUCUCGACCAGAAUGGUCACCAAAGAACGCCGAAAUUGAAACGCAUCCAAAAUAUUAAUCAAACGGCUACAGAACAAUUACCUGCCGGACAAUCACCAUAUCGCAACCCUCAGUCUCUUCUUCUAAACGAGCUCAUGCAGGAGGACAAUAAGAAGCCUAAGGUAGCGGAGGAACGCAGAGAAUCGCUUAUGGAAUGGUUCGACAGGUCCGUGGAAAAGGAACUUAGAAAACAUAAGGAGACGUCGUUAGGCAGGGUCGGAUUUUCACCAACCACGACGUCACCACCAGAAGAGUUAAAGUUAUCUAGGGGAGCGCUGGAAAGGAUGGCUGAAGCUAGCGCAAGUCAGAUUGAAAUAGUUUCCGAUAUGAGAAGAGAACCUGAUGCUGAGCUUAGUGAAGCGGUCGAUAAAUUAGCGAAAGCUGAAGCUAUGAGUAAGUUUGCGGGAGCAGUCAGAGCCGCUGAAGCGGCUGCAAAAUCCGUUCCUCCGGAGUUAGCCGAAGAAGCCGCGGUGGCUAGUGCGAGAGGAUUUCAAACGGAAGUUCAAACUACAAAUAUUCACCACGAUUUUGAUGGUGACCGGCCAAUGGAAGUUGUCGGAUACAUCGGUAUAACCAAACCCAAAUACGCGACGAGAAGACAAUGAAGCAUGUAGCAAAUUCUAUUCGCAACUAAAAUAAAGUUUCUA
This is a messenger RNA of Cylas formicarius (sweet potato weevil), 1040 nucleotides long. RefSeq lists its product as uncharacterized. Lineage: Eukaryota; Metazoa; Arthropoda; Insecta; Coleoptera; Brentidae. The record is from RefSeq and is a predicted model, not a curated record. Bases 45 to 998 code for a protein of 317 amino acids. The transcript has 5 exons.